CCGCGGAGCCCCGGCGCGGGCGGCUUCGCCGGGGAGCGAGGCGCGGAGCCAGGAGGCGGCGCCGCGGGGUGGGAGUGCGGAGCGCGGGGCCGGGCCCCCGCCUGGGCCUUCACGCUCCAAAGACGCCGAAGAACUGAGCCCCCUGCCCACCACGGCUGCCCCAGGAGGUGGGGCCAUGGCAGGGCAUGGCUGUCUGGGGCUGGGGCUAUUCUGCUGGGUCCUGCUUGCUGCUCCUGUGGGUCCCCAGCCUGCCCCCUCUGCCCCAGCUGCCCCUCUCACCACUCUGACCCCACCACCUCAGAGUGAGGCCUCUGUGCUGUCUCUCAACCUGGGACUUAACUUCAAAUUCCACCUUCGGGGACCUGCUGCUGUCUGGGGGAGCCCUGUCACAGAGACCCAGCCUCUCUCUCCUGGGCCAGGCCAGGAGCCAGGGGAAGAAGUGGCCGGUGGGCUGAGGACUGACCCCCUUUGGGAACUGCUGGUGGGCUCCCCCGGGAACUCUAUCCCAGAGUGGGGUUCUGCUGAGGGCAGUUCUACACCCUGGGUCUCCUCCCUCCCUCGGGAGUCCACAACCCCCCUGUCUAGGACCUCCGACCGGCCCACUGCUCCCUAUCAGCCCAGGAUGGGCACUGUGACCUGGGACACUGUUCUGACGGCCACAGCACCUCCAUCCAAUGCUCCCAGGCCCCACCAGAGCGAACUGGAGCUGAAGUUUGACAUGGCACUGAGGGCAGGCGCAGCCCCCACACGCGGGCAGCGGACACUACCCCUGCUGCCCAGCCUGCGGGCCAGCCUGGCAGAGCUUGCCGGGCGCCUGGGACCCUUUGGGUUCUUUGGCACAACUCUGUCCCCACUGCGGAAUGUCUCAGGCCUGAGCCCCCCAGGCGAGACUACAGCCCCGAGCUCUGCUUCUGGAGUUUCGGUUUCUCCAGGGUUUUUGGGCACCACUCUGUCCCUGCCCCGGUUCCCUCUGGAGAGGAAGCUCUCCAGCCCAAGCCCACUGGAUCCAGCUGCCUCCCUAAGCUUGGCCUCAAAUGCAGCAACAAACCUAGACCCCACCAGCCCCACCUCUGGCCAAGACGACCCCUCUCCCGGCAGCCUUGGGGACCCUUCAGGGCAGCCAGAGUGUGGCCCAGAGUCCUGCGCCGCGGGAGACUCGCCUGAACGCGAGGGGCAGCCUCCUGCGGCCCCGCUGCCCCUCUUCCUCCUGACCCUGGAGGUCGACUGGGCAGAGGCCAGGGCUCGCUGGGGGCUGGCCUGGGAGGCCCACGUGUACGGGGUAGGCGCGCUCUUCGGCCUGGUGGCCUUGCUGGCCCUGCUGGCGCUGGCCCUCUUGCCCUGGCGCUGCCCUCCCGGCGCCCCCUGCCUGGCGCUGCUGGACCUGCUGCUGCUCUCCGCCGGGGCCACGCGGGCCUUCCCGCUCUUCUACGACGCCUACGGGCACAGGGACCGCCUGCCUGCGCUCGCCUGGC
Carlito syrichta (Philippine tarsier) is the source of this 1472-nucleotide messenger RNA. RefSeq names its product proline rich transmembrane protein 4 (gene PRRT4). NCBI's taxonomy places the organism in Eukaryota, Metazoa, Chordata, Mammalia, Primates, Tarsiidae. The transcript is spliced from 5 exons. The annotation marks the transcript as partial. The record is from RefSeq and is a predicted model, not a curated record.